This is a messenger RNA of Falco peregrinus (peregrine falcon), 3832 nucleotides long. It is a transcript of the gene LIX1L, whose product is annotated as limb and CNS expressed 1 like. The coding region runs from base 46 to 1098 and encodes 350 amino acids. Lineage: Eukaryota; Metazoa; Chordata; Aves; Falconiformes; Falconidae. The transcript has 6 exons. Gene Ontology annotation, biological process: autophagosome maturation. Gene Ontology annotation, cellular component: cytoplasm. The record is from RefSeq and is a predicted model, not a curated record.
CAGCGGCUCCGCGGCGGGGCUCUCCCUCGGAGCGGGCUGGCGGCGAUGAUGGAGUCGGUGCGGGCGCAGCGGCUGCAGCCCGGCGUGGGGACGCUGCGCUCCCUGCGGCCCGGCGUCACCGGCGCCCCCGCCGCCGCCUCGGCGCCCCCCCCGCCGCCCGCCCCGCCGCCCGCCGCGCUGGCGGCGCCACUGCCCGCCGCUCCGCCCCCGGCCGGGCUGGGGCUGGGGCUGGGGCUGCCGCCGCCGCCGCCCCCCCUGGGGCUGCAGGGACCCGCCGCGCCGCCGCCGCCCGGCGCCGGACCGCCCGCCGUGCUGCGGGAGGCGGUGGAGGCGGUGGUGAGGAGCUUCGCCAAGCACACGCAGGGCUACGGCCGCGUGAACGUCGUGGAGGCCCUUCAGGAGUUCUGGCAAAUGAAGCAGUCCCGUGGAGCUGAUCUGAAAAACGGAGCCCUCGUGGUGUACGAGAUGGUCCCUUCCAACAGUCCCCCUUACGUCUGCUAUGUCACCUUACCGGGAGGGAGCUGCUUUGGCAGUUUCCAGUUCUGUCCGACCAAGGCUGAGGCCCGAAGGAGUGCUGCGAAGAUUGCGCUAAUGAACUCGGUCUUUAAUGAGCAUCCCUCCCGAAGGAUCACAGAUGAGUUCAUCGAGAAGAGUGUUUCGGAAGCCCUGGCGUCUUUCAACGGCAAUCGAGAGGAAGCUGAUAAUCCCAACACCGGGAUCGGUGCUUUCCGCUUCAUGCUGGAAUCCAACAAGGGAAAAUCGAUGCUGGAGUUCCAGGAGCUGAUGACCGUCUUCCAGCUGUUGCAUUGGAACGGCAGCCUCAAAGCCAUGCGAGAGAGGCAGUGCUCGCGGCAGGAGGUCCUGGCUCACUACUCCCACCGCGCGCUGGACGAUGACAUAAGGAACCAGAUGGCCAUGGACUGGGUGAACAGGGAGCAGAACAGUCCAGGGGCCCUUUCCAGAGAGCUGGCUUCGACGGAGAGAGAGCUGGACGAAGCCCGCCUGGCCGGGAAGGAGCUGCGUUUCCAUAAGGAGAAGAAAGACAUCUUGAUGCUGGCGGCUGGCCAGCUGGGGAGCAUGCACUCCUCCAACUGCUAGGCGCUGGCGUGCAAGUUGUUCCACUCCCCCAGGCCUACUAACACCUCCACGCCGACGGGAUCCGUCCCGUGUCACGUAAAGCAUGUAAUGCCUCUUCCAGAAUCGUGGCCCGUUUGCACAUUUUAAAGAUUUUUUUUUUUUUUUAAACAAAACAAAACAAAAAAGCUCCUGUACAGAUUUUUAAACCUUUUAAUACUUGCUUUUAGACCUCCUCCUCAGCCUCCUAUCCACUAGAGAAUUCCUUCUGUCUCUUCCUUUUUUUUAAAGAUGGCAUUAAAAGCACGGCCUUUCGGUGUUAGCGCCGAAGACUGCCGCUGUACGUGGGUACUCUGUGGCCAGCAGCGUUCCACAAAACGUAGCACUUCUUCCAGGAAGCUUCUGUUCUUUGGAGCUGCUGCAUGUCACGCGGAUCUGCUUUUUUUUCUUUUUUUCUUUCCUUCCCUUCUGCUUCUAUCGUAGAGGUGGGGUCUACCAAAACUCCUUGAGAAGCACACUAACUAAAAACCCAACGAAACAAAACUACCGACGCAUUCUCUUGUAACACUACAAUGCAAGCUGCCUGGGGGAACGCUCCCAAGCACGUAAAAGGGAUUUUAAAACUGGGAUUUUGUUUUGGCCAGACUUAAGUCUACAGCGUUCGGGUUCCAAGCUGAGGCAGGAUCCGCGGUUCCCCCUCCAGCUGUCAGGUGCCUGUAUCUGUUCCUGCUCUGACUGUUCGCUUGUGGCGUAGGAUGUAGUUCCUUCUCUAAAUAACGCACCUAACAACAAACGACAAGGCCCCACGGUACGGAAGGGAUUGGACUCGGGUGUUUAAUUCAUCUGCACCAGCCAGAGCCUCCUGCUCCGCUCCCUUUCGGUCCUCUCUGGGUUCUCACCAGGUUUAACGUGGUCUGGCAGGGUGGCGAUGCCCAAGCUCUGCCCCAGCGACUGGGGCGGGGGGGGGUGAAGCAGCCGGUUUGUUUUGCUGGAAAUGGAGUUCGGGAGGUUUUUUUGGCUUCCCCAGCCAAGCCGGGGAGAUGCAAAUUUUAAAAAAUAUGUUACAAGAAACAAGAGAUGGACAUGCUGUUCUCUCUGGAGCAGCUUCCAAACCAAAUGUCAGACUUGGCCUUUUCGAGGAAGGUUUAAAAAAAAACCUUGCCAGAGUUUCAGGACUCGCUAGCAGUAAGAGGGGAAACUGCUCAGCUUCUCUCCCUGAAGGACCUUGUGGACACAAGCCUUCGUUAGGUAGGAUUGUGGUGAAGCCUCUGUUAACUCGGACUGUGGUGAAGCCUUUGAAGCGGAGCACAGAUCCAGCCCCGAGCAGCAAAAGCUCAGACUAAGGUUUGGCCUCGACUCUUGCUUCGCUUCAAAGGCAAACCUCCGAAACCUCGGCGUUACUGGGGACGACUCUUCGCAUUUCUGAGGGCUGAGGAGUUCUUCAGGGCAGCAGAUUGCGCGCAACUCGCCACUCCUAGGUGAGAGCUCGGCACGGGAGGAAGGGAGUCGCGUUGAAGGCAUGGGGCUGUGCGGUUCGACCCCCUGGCCCGGAGCGCUUGUGCGGCACAGCCUCGCACGAGGAGAGGGGGCUGUGGCGAGAGCUCGUGGAGCUGGGAGUGAGCUCGUUCCCUGGUCAUAGCGGCAACAAAACAAAGCGUUGCUGAAACAAAAAUCUCUAUAUGCACUAUUUUUUAAAACAAAUAAUUCCCUAUUCUUUCUAUACGUAUCAGUACUAAAUCUCUAUGAUGUUUAGAUUUGUAAAAAAACGCCCUUUACCGACGUUAAAAGUGUUCCUUCUGCUCAAGUUCAGCCAAGAAAACUACUUGUGCAGGGCAGAUGCUGUAUCACUCCCUGCGGUUCCGACAGGCGGCCGGGAAGAGCCAGCAGCACCUCAGCAGGAAUAAAUAAAUUACAGGCGGCCUUCUCCCAUCGCUGUUCGAGCAAUAGUUUCUGUUUUGAGAUGGAGAUUUAAAAAAACGCAUUAUCUGUAGGUUAUUCUAGUUUUGUAUUCUCGUCCUAACAAGCCUAGUUUGGUUUUUUUUUUAUAUAUUUUUUAUACGCAGCCUCUUUACACGACAGUAUUAAUGUUUCAUGCAUUUAUAAAUGUGAUUGUAAAUGGUGUGGAGUUGGAUUAUUAUUUUUUUUUUUUACAGGCUGGCAAUAUCUAGACCUUGUAUUUGAAUUUAAUCACUUGCUUUAGAAAUAGCGCAGAGUCUUAACGCCUCUCCACCAGCACUUCCACACCGGCGUGUAGCGUUCCGUCGCGUGAAAUGGUGAUUUAUCCGAGGGCCUGAUCCUGCAAGUAAGGGAACUCCUGAGAAACCUCUGCCCUGACGGCUGUGCGCGGCGCAGUAGGCUGCUCGGCGUUCCCGGCUUUUUGCACGUCGGGAUUUUAAUGCUUUUUGCCAAAUUCUCCCCGAUGUCCUGCAGGGCCGGGAGGGACACGAGGUGUUCCGGGCGCCGGCAGCCGCUCUCGGGUGGAUCAGGGAGGGUUCCCGUGUUCCCAGGCAUCCUGGUGGGAGGGAAAACAAAAAUUUGACACUGUGAUUUGUGGUUUUAGCAGUCCGGGCGCCGGCUUUGAGUCUCCGGAUCUGCCUGGAAGGUGAUAAAAUGCACAAAUCCAGGUUUUCUCAGCAUCCAAAAUGGGUGGUUGUUCUUGCUCGGGCUAUGUAAACGCAAAGCUGAAAGGAUAAAUCACCGUGCGGCGCUGCGGGUUGUACGUCUGAUUUUAUACAAUAAAACCGUAGAUUUUGGGGUA